Messenger RNA from Ilex paraguariensis (yerba mate), 1326 nucleotides. The record is from the annotation of a GenBank genome assembly. NCBI's taxonomy places the organism in Eukaryota, Viridiplantae, Streptophyta, Magnoliopsida, Aquifoliales, Aquifoliaceae.
AUGGAAAUUCAACAAUCACAGACAGAUGAAAUUAGAUCGGCAAAGGAGAAAGAACUGAACGAUUGGCUUCCAGUCACGUCGUCUCGGAACGGAAAGUGGUGGUAUUCUGCUUUCCACAAUGUCACAGCUAUGGUUGGUGCCGGUGUUCUUGGCCUCCCCUAUGCCAUGUCUGAGCUUGGAUGGGGUCCCGGAAUUACCAUAAUGAUCCUAUCAUGGGUCAUCACCCUCUACACCCUUUGGCAAAUGGUAGAAAUGCAUGAAAUGGUACCAGGAAAAAGAUUCGACAGGUACCACGAAUUAGGCCAGCAUGCUUUUGGUAAAAAACUUGGGCUAUGGGUGGUGGUACCCCAACAAUUGAUGGUGGAAGUUGGGGUGAACAUAGUGUACAUGGUCACCGGCGGCAAGUCGCUGAAGAAGAUUCAUGACACAGUGUGUUCCGGCUGCAAACCGAUCAAAACCACAUACUUCAUUAUGAUCUUUGGAUCGGUUCACUUCUUUCUCUCUCACCUUCCCAGUUUCAACUCCAUCACUGUCAUCUCUCUUGCUGCUGCCAUCAUGUCCUUCAGUUACUCUACCAUAGCUUGGGUUGCUUCCAUACACAAAGGGGUUCAACCAGAUGUAGAAUACACUUCCAGGGCCUCCACCAGAACAGGAUCAGUAUUCCAAUUCUUCAGUGCCCUCGGAGACGUUGCGUUCGCCUUCGCCGGACACAACGUUGCCUUGGAGAUUCAGGCAACCAUCCCUUCCUCACCUGACAAACCAUCAAAGAAACCCAUGUGGAAAGGCGUGAUCUUCGCCUACAUCGUCGUGGCUUUGUGCUAUUUUCCGGUAGCCAUGGUGGGUUACUGGGUGUUCGGAAAGAAUGUAGAAGACAAUGUUCUGAUAUCACUGCAGAAACCAGCUUGGCUCAUUGUAAUAGCCAAUGCUUUUGUUGUAGUCCAUGUUAUUGGAAGCUAUCAGGUUUUUGCAAUGCCAGUGUUUGAUAUGGUGGAAGCUUGGUUGGUGAUGAAGAUGAACUUCAAGCCAUCUAAAUUACUUCGUAUCGUCACCCGCACUCUUUAUGUUGCCCUCACAAUCUUUGUUGCAAUCACAUUACCAUUUUUUGGGGGACUUCUUAGCUUCUUCGGAGGAUUUGCUUUUGCUCCAACAACAUACUAUCUCCCCUGCAUCAUGUGGCUUGCCAUCUACAAGCCCAAAAAGUUUGGUCUUUCUUGGUGUGCGAACUGGACAUGCAUCAUCCUUGGAUUCCUGUUGAUGGUUUUAGCUCCCAUUGGUGCAUUGAGAGGGAUCAUUUUGCAAGCCAAGGACUUCCAAUUCUACUCUUGA